This is a messenger RNA of Paramecium sonneborni, 639 nucleotides long. The record is from the annotation of a GenBank genome assembly. NCBI's taxonomy places the organism in Eukaryota, Ciliophora, Oligohymenophorea, Peniculida, Parameciidae.
AAAGUUUUGCUUGCUAAUGAAACCAAUAAAAAUCAAAAAUAACGAAAACAUUAACCCAUUGCCUUAAAGAUCUAAGAUAAAAAGAAUCAAUGUAUGAAAAUAAAUUAGUUUAGAUCGCUGCAGAAUUAUUUGAGAAUUCUGCACAACUAAACAUCUCUCCCUUAAGGUUAAAAGUAGAAAAUGAUGCCCAAUCCUAUUUAGAAGCGAUUAGUGCAUUUUAAACAGUUGAAUUACAGAAUCCAAUAGUCAAGGAAAGAGCUAAAAGUGUUAGUAAUUUUAUAAAAAUAUAUAAUCUUAGUGGAAGACACUGAUUUUGGGGCAUGGUAAGAAUAAAGAUACAUUUAACCUAACUCUAAUCAAUAUAGAUAAUCUUAUAAAAAAGAACAAAAAAGUUGCUAAUUUAAGAUCAGAUAUCCAUCACCUAAAAUUUAAUAAUAAAAUAAAAUAACUAAUAAGAUUAUACAAUAUCCAUUGACAGGUUAUUUAGAAAGAAAUAUUAAUCAGUUUUUUUAAAGAGAUAAAUAUUUUAAAAUUAUAUAAAAUAUGACUGGAGCAACUCAUCGAAAAAAAACAAAGAAAAUAUUUCCAAGCAGUACUUAAAAUAGCAGAGCUUAAUCAUCAUUAUCAUUUCAACUUUGA